AACAGAACAGAGAGGCGUAAUCCAGAAGCCGCCCGUGCUACUGCAACAACAGAUCAUAAAAGAUGGCAGACGCACCUGCACCUGCUGACAAGAAGGCACCUCCCAAGUUCAAACAGAGGACAACCCGCACCUUCAAGAGCAAGGCCCCCAAACCAGGCCAGAAGGGAUUCGGAGACGACAUCCCCGGCAUGGACGGUCUCGGUACAGACUUCACAGUGGUCUGCCCAUGGGAAGCCUUUGGGGACAUGGAGCUCAGCGACCUGGCGAAAUAUGGAAUCGUCUAGAAACCCUCCCGUGCCCUUACCUCAAUUAUAAACCUCCCUGCACUAAUUUUCCUCUACUCAGUCCUCUUAUCUUCCACUUCACAGCCCAGGAGGCUUUCCCCUCCCCAAAUCCCGACUUGAAGUUUAUUGCGGUUGUUACACCCAUAUGUAGUUUGGGAAAAAAUUACACAAAAACUGAUAAGCUUCUAUCCUCAAGGUUGAUCCAAUUAUGUGUCAAAGCUAUCAUAUAUUACAUUAAAUAGCUCUAUGUACAUUUAUUUAUUUAUAUAUGCUUCACUGAGGUGUCCGU
Neolamprologus brichardi is the source of this 573-nucleotide messenger RNA. Its product is annotated as retinal cone rhodopsin-sensitive cGMP 3',5'-cyclic phosphodiesterase subunit gamma-like. Gene Ontology annotation, cellular component: photoreceptor outer segment membrane. Gene Ontology annotation, biological process: positive regulation of G protein-coupled receptor signaling pathway; visual perception; positive regulation of epidermal growth factor receptor signaling pathway. The record is from RefSeq and is a predicted model, not a curated record. NCBI's taxonomy places the organism in Eukaryota, Metazoa, Chordata, Actinopteri, Cichliformes, Cichlidae. Gene Ontology annotation, molecular function: cGMP binding; 3',5'-cyclic-nucleotide phosphodiesterase activity.